This is a messenger RNA of Vigna angularis (adzuki bean), 570 nucleotides long. Its product is annotated as retrovirus-related Pol polyprotein from transposon TNT 1-94. The coding region runs from base 1 to 570 and encodes 189 amino acids. The record is from RefSeq and is a predicted model, not a curated record. Lineage: Eukaryota; Viridiplantae; Streptophyta; Magnoliopsida; Fabales; Fabaceae. The transcript has 2 exons.
AUGGAUGAAGAAAUUGCAGCUUUAGAAAAUACCAAAACUUGGGUUUUGACUAAUAUACCUAAUGGAAAGCAACCUAUCAGAUGUAAAUGGGUAUACAAAAUAAAGAGGCAUGUUGAUAGCAAUAUUGAACGAUACAAGGCAAGAUAUUUGGGUUGUAUCAGAUGUCAACCUGUUUCUACUCCCAUACAGCCAGGCACAAAAUUUUUCAAGACAGAAGGGAAACCUUAUUCAGAUGUGCAUGCCUAUAGAAGACUUCUUGGCAGGUUACUAUAUCUAACCAAUACAAGACCAGAUUUAUGUUUCGCUAUUAGUACUCUCAGUCCAUUUCUUUUCAAUCCUUUGGAAGAUCACUAUGCAGCAACAAUAAGGAUCCUGAGAUAUAUCAAGAACAAUCCAGAACAAGGAUUAUUCUUUCCCUCCAACACAGAACAUGCUCUCAAGGCUUUUAGUGAUUAUGAUUGGGCUGCUUGCCCUGACACUAGAAGGUCUAUGACUGGUUUUAAUGUGUUCUAUGGUGCAUCAUUAAUCAGCUGGAAAUUCAAUGGCUUCUGUAUUUGCUCCAUGAUUUGA